AUGAUAUCCGUCAGUUCAGUCCACACAAAUGACUCCACUGGUCACAUAAAUGACUCCACCGGCCACACAAAUGACUCCACCGGCCACACAAAUGACUCCACCGGCGAUACAAAUAAAUCCACCGGCCAUACACAUGACUCCACCGGCCAUACAAAUGACUCCAGCGGCCAUACAAAUGACUCCACCGGCCACACAAAUGACUCCACUGGUCACAUAAAUGACUCCACCGGCCACACAAAUGACUCCACCGGCCACACAAAUGACUCCACCGGCGAUACAAAUAAAUCCACCGGCCAUACACAUGACUCCACCGGCCACACAAAUGACUCCACCGGCCACACAAAUGACUCCACCGGCCACACAAAUAAAUCCACCGGCCACACAAGUGACUCCACCGGCCACACAAAUGACUCCACCGGCCAUACAAAUGACUCCACCGGCCACACAAAUGACUCCAUCGGCCACACAAAAUACUCCACCGGCCAUACAAAUAACUCCACCGGCCACACAACUGACUCCACCGGCCACACAAAAUACUCCACCGGCCAUACAAAUAACUCCACCGGCCAUACAAAUGACUCCACCAGCCACACAAAAUACUCCACCAGCCACACUAGUUACUCCACCGGCCACACAAAUAACUCCACCGGCCACACAACUGACUCCACCGGCCACACAAAAUACUCCACCGGCCAUACAAAUAACUCCACCGGCCACACAAAAUACUCCACCGGCCACACAAAAUACUCCACCAGCCACACUAGUUACUCCACCGGUCAUACAAAUGACUCCACUGGUCACAUAAAUGACUCCACCGGCCACACAAAUGACUCCACCGGCCACACAAAUGACUCCACCGGCGAUACAAAUAAAUCCACCGGCCAUACACAUGACUCCACCGGCCACACAAAUGACUCCACCGGCCACACAAAUGACUCCACCGGCCACACAAAUAAAUCCACCGGCCACACAAGUGACUCCACCGGCCACACAAAUGACUCCACCGGCCAUACAAAUGACUCCACCGGCCACACAAAUGACUCCAUCGGCCACACAAAAUACUCCACCGGCCAUACAAAUAACUCCACCGGCCACACAACUGACUCCACCGGCCACACAAAAUACUCCACCGGCCAUACAAAUAACUCCACCGGCCAUACAAAUGACUCCACCAGCCACACAAAAUACUCCACCAGCCACACUAGUUACUCCACCGGCCACACAAAUAACUCCACCGGCCACACAACUGACUCCACCGGCCACACAAAAUACUCCACCGGCCAUACAAAUAACUCCACCGGCCACACAAAAUACUCCACCGGCCACACAAAAUACUCCACCAGCCACACUAGUUACUCCACCGGCCACACAAAUGACUCCACCGGCCACACAAAUAACUCCACCGGCCAUACUAGUUACUCCACCGGCCACACAAAUAACUCCACCGGCCAUACUAGUUACUCCACCGGCCACACAAAAUACUCCACCGGCCAUACAAAUAACUCCACCGGCCACACAAAUGACUCCACCAGCCACACUAGUUACUCCACCGGCCACACAAAUGACUCCACUGGUCACAUAAAUGACUCCACCGGCCACACAAAUGACUCCACCGGCCACACAAAUGACUCCACCAGCCACACUAGUUACUCCACCGGCCACACAAAUGACUCCACCGGCCACACAAAAUACUCCACCGGCCAUACAAAUGACUCCACCGGCCACACAAAUGACUCCACCGGCCACACAAAUAACUCCACCGGCCAUACUAGUUACUCCACCGGCCACACAAAUAACUCCACCGGCCAUACUAGUUACUCCACCGGCCACACAAAAUACUCCACCGGCCAUACAAAUAACUCCACCGGCCACACAAAUGACUCCACCAGCCACACUAGUUACUCCACCGGCCACACAAAUGACUCCACCGGCCACACAAAAUACUCCACCGGCCAUACAAAUAACUCCACCGGCCACACAAAUGACUCCACCAGCCACACUAGUUACUCCACCGGCCACACAAAUGACUCCACCGGCCACACAAAAUACUCCACCGGCCACACAAAUGACUCCAUCGGCCACACAAAUGACUCCACCGGCCACACAAAUGACUCCACAGGCCACACAAAUGACUCCAUGGGCCACACAAAUGACUCCACCAGCCAUACAAAUUACUCCACAGGCCACACAAAUGACUCCAUGGGCCACACAAAUGACUCCACCGGCCACACAAAUGACUCCACCGGCCACACCAAUGACUCCACCGGCCACACAAAUGACUCCACCGACUCCACCGGCCAUACAAAUAACUCCACCGGCCAUACAAAUGACUCCACCGGCCACACAAAAUACUCCACCGGCCACACAAAUGACUCCACCGGCCACACUAGUUACUCCACCGGCCACACUAGUUACUCCACCGGCCACACAAAUGACUCCACCGGCCAUACAAAUAACUCCACCGGCCACACAAAUGACUCCACCGGCCACACAAAAUACUCCACCGGCCAUACAAAUAACUCCACCGGCCACACAACUGACUCCACCGGCCACACAAAUUACUCCACCGGCCACACAAAUGGCUCCACCGGCCACCUCCACCGCCACACUAGUUACUCCACCGGCCACACAAAUGACUCCACCGGCCACACAAAAUACUCCACCGGCCAUACAAAUGACUCCACCGGCCACACAAAUGACUCCACCGGCCACACAAAUAACUCCACCGGCCAUACUAGUUACUCCACUGGCCACACAACUGACUCCACCGGCCACACAAAAUACUCCACCGGCCAUACAAAUAACUCCACCGGCCACACAAAUGACUCCACCAGCCACACUAGUUACUGCACCGGCCACACAACUGACUCCACCGGCCACACAAAAUACUCCACCGGCCAUACAAAUAACUCCACCGGCCACACAAAUGACUCCACCGGCCACACAAAAUACUCCACCGGCCAUACAAAUAACUCCACCGGCCACACAACUGACUCCACCGGCCACACAAAAUACUCCACCGGCCACACAACUGACUCCACCGGCCACACAAAAUACUCCACCGGCCACACAACUGACUCCACCGGCCACACAAAAUACUCCACCGGCCACACAAAUGACUCCAUCGGCCACACAAAAUACUCCACCGGCCACACAAAUGACUCCACCGGCCAUACAAAAUACUCCACCGGCCACACAAAUGACUCCACCGGCCACACAAAAUACUCCACCGGCCAUACAAAUAACUCCACCGGCCACACAAAUGACUCCACCAGCCACACUAGUUACUCCACCGGCCAUACAAAUGACUCCACCGGCCACACAAAUGACUCCACCGGUCACACAAAUUACUCCACCGGCCACACAAAUUACUCCACCAGCCAUACAAAUGACUCCACCAGCCAUACACAUUACUCCACCGGCCACACAAAUUACUCCACACGGCAGACUGGCGCCUCUAUGUUGACGGGAGUGGAGUGGAAGCGUGAUGCCCUGGCAUAUGGUACAAGUGGUGCCCAGACAAGGCAGAAGUGGUGCCCAGACAGGGCAGAAGUGCAGAAAGGUACUUUGAUAGCAUGUUUGAGGGCAGAGCCCGGAUACAUGGCAGAAGUUUCUGGAUAG
Messenger RNA from Physella acuta, 3621 nucleotides. RefSeq names its product filaggrin-2-like. The record is from RefSeq and is a predicted model, not a curated record. Lineage: Eukaryota; Metazoa; Mollusca; Gastropoda; Physidae.